AUGGCCCUGAGCGCUGAACGGAUCUUUGCGGCAACUUCUCGCAAGUCCCUUCGCGUACACUGCCCCAUGAAACUGGCCGCCAGUGGCAUUUACGGUUACUUACGAAGCCGAGCGUGUGACUCGGAAGAGAAUCCCGUCUUCGACGUGGACAGGCUCUGGUCCGUCGAUGCUCUUUGCAUCAAGGCAGGAAGCCCUUGUAUGGUGGUUGUCUACUUCCUUCAUGACACCGCCGAGCACAUGGACAGCUGUUGGAAACAGUUGGAGGCGUCUCUGGCCGUCGACGCCGACGUUUACCGCUUUGCCCCCGGUGACGCAGGCGGGGCUGGUCAUUCCGCUGCAUUCUUGUUCAGCCACCUCUCACCAUUGGUGGGACCUAUGACCUACCGAGAGGUUCAAUUGGCUGUCGAGCAUUACCUUGGCUGGUGCUCCAAGUUGGACAGGAACAUUCCCGCUGGAAGAGUGCGCAGCGGAUGA
Messenger RNA from Hirsutella rhossiliensis, 474 nucleotides. RefSeq lists its product as uncharacterized. Lineage: Eukaryota; Fungi; Ascomycota; Sordariomycetes; Hypocreales; Ophiocordycipitaceae. The transcript has a single exon. The coding region runs from base 1 to 474 and encodes 157 amino acids. The record is from RefSeq and is a predicted model, not a curated record.